AUGAUACCUUUCAUACUACUACUACUACUACUACCAUUUCUAAUAAUAAAUUCAUCAUAUUGUCAACAUUUUGAUUUAUUUCAAGAUUUACAACCAUCUACAAAUCUCACAGAAAGUAUUAUCAACAACAACAACAAUGUAUUUCAAGUUCAAAACUUUGAUUCCAAAUCUUCUUCUUCUAGUUCUUCAUCUUCUUCAUCAUCAGGUGAAGGAUUACAAGAAUUUACUCCGAUUAGAGAUACAAUUCUUCAAUCAGAAACUAAAUAUUAUUCAUUUAGUGUUGAUACACAAUCAGGAAUUGGAGAUUUUUAUGAACUUUUAAUUUUUUUAAGUGGGAAUAUUUGUACUCAACCACCAAAUUUAUUAGAAAAUGAUACUUCAUUAGCAGUAUAUUAUUCAUUUAAUUCAACCAUGUUUACUAAUAAUGAAAUUGGACAAAUGCAAUUAUUUAAAAAUGGAUUUUUCCAAGGUUUAGCUGAUUUACCUUUAACUGAUACCGCCAAUAAUGAUACUACUAGUACCACCAGCUCCACCAGCACCAGCAACCCUGUACCGGAGAAGAUCUUAUAUAUUGCAGUUAGAGCACCAGAAAAUACUAAUCGUACGGCACAAUGGACUUAUCAAAUUGGGGUAUCACAACAUGAUUUAGUAUUCCAAUGGGAUGAUCGAACAUGGGGGUCAAUAGUUGAUGUUGAUGAUAAUAGUGCAUUAAUAGUAACUGGGAAUCUUACGAAAUUAUCUACUGGGAAUUAUCUGAAUUUAAAUGCUACUAAUUCUCAAUUUUCAUUAUAUUUAUAUUCUUAUGAUAAUAAAGAUUAUUUUCAAGGAAUGAAUAAUAGUUGGUGUGCAGUACGUAGUGGUCCAGUAUUAAUUAAACCAGAAAAUAUUGAAACAAAAUUUAUUGCUCGUCAUGGUUCUAUACAACAACAAUUUAUGGUAGAAAAUUUAAAUGCUAGUACAAAAUAUAUUGCUUAUAUUGUUAUGGAUUUUGAAGGAGUAGAAUAUGGUGGUGCUGUACUUCGACCGUUUGAAUUUGAAACUAUGGAUGGUACUGCUUGUGAAUUGAUUUAUGAUUUAGAAUUUUGUGAUCAAGUGGCUUAUAGUGUUCCUGCUAUUGGUAAUUCACUGUUAUUAAAUUUAAAUGGUGGUAAUGUUGACAAUAAAACAUUAACGAAAAAAUUAUAUGAUGAUUAUGCUAAAUCAUUAUAUACAAAUUUUCUGAAAGGUUUACAACAAAUUGCUUGUGAUACUGUACCUGAAGCCAUUUAUUCUAAUUUAAAAAAUUGUCAUGAUUGUGCUCAAAGUUAUAAAAAUUGGUUAUGUGCCGUAACUAUACCUCGAUGUUCAAGUAAAAAUUUCACGGGAUAUAUUCAAAGAAAUUCUACUAAUCAAAGAAAUGAUUUUUUAAAAGAAAUUAUUCAACCAAUUCAUGAUUAUUAUGAAGUAUUACCUUGUGUUAAUGUUUGUCAAGCAAUUGUAAGAGAUUGUCCUGCUGAUUUUGGAUUUUUAUGCCCUACAAAAAAUGAUUCAAUUAAAUUAAGUUAUUAUUGGGAUGUUCAUGUAUCUGAUCAAUGGCCAAGUUGUAAUUAUCUUGGACCAUUAAAAAUAGAUAAAAGUGGAGCCAUGAAAUUGAUAGUUAAUUGGACAAUUGUUGUAGUUUCCAUUAGUUUAAUGGUUAUCAUAUAG
This is a messenger RNA of Candida dubliniensis CD36, 1686 nucleotides long. It is a transcript of the gene MID1, whose product is annotated as Mid1p. Gene Ontology annotation, biological process: calcium ion import across plasma membrane. Bases 1 to 1686 code for a protein of 561 amino acids. The record is from RefSeq and is a predicted model, not a curated record. Lineage: Eukaryota; Fungi; Ascomycota; Pichiomycetes; Serinales; Debaryomycetaceae. Gene Ontology annotation, molecular function: calcium channel activity. The transcript has a single exon.